Molecule: messenger RNA, 2394 nt
Organism: Cladophialophora psammophila CBS 110553
Lineage: Eukaryota; Fungi; Ascomycota; Eurotiomycetes; Chaetothyriales; Herpotrichiellaceae
Exons: 11
Coding region: 1-2394 (797 amino acids)
Molecular function (GO): hydrolase activity, acting on carbon-nitrogen (but not peptide) bonds; acetylpyruvate hydrolase activity
Source: RefSeq, a predicted model, not a curated record
AUGUCGGGACUGGGCGACUCACAUACUCAUUUGACUUGGAACAACAACGAACUUGAACUGCUGGGCGAUAUCAGCGUGGAAGAGCACGUGUUAAUCACAGUCAAGUCUGCGCUAUGUUAUCUCGACUUUAGCUACACAAUGUGUUAUGGAGCCGCGUCUGCGAAAGACCGGCUGGACUGUGUGGCCAGGGACGCCAUCAAUAGGGGCAACAUUCCUGGUCCUCGCUAUCUCGCCAAUGGGCGAGAGAUUGCUCGAAGAGACGGCGAACUAGCAGCCGGCAUUACUGCUUUUGCUGACGGGCCGCUGGAGAUGCGGGAAGUCAUCAGGCAUCAUGCUUGGAUCGGGGUCGACCAGAUCAAGCUGAGCAUGCACAACAGUCUCCUAAGCAACAUUGUGUCUGCGGAAGAAUGUUUCUUCAGUGACGAAGAGACAGCUGCAUGUGUGGAUGAAGCCCAUCGGAACGGUUUGCGAGUCUGUUCUCAUGCUCGAGCACGGGACUCGGUCAUCCAAUGCGUUGAGCAUGGUGUUGAUGUGAUCUACCACGCAUCCUAUACGGACGAUGUGGGAAUGAACAUGCUUACAAAGGCAAAACACAAGCACGUUGUGGCGCCGGCGAUCAACUGGCUAUACACCACGGUCCACGAGGCCGAGCCGUUUGGAUACACCUUUGAGAAAGCCGAGCAGGUCGGCUACAAGAAGGAGUUGGAGAUCGCUAUCAAGGCGUUGAAAGAGAUGAACAAGAGAGGCAUCACAGUCCUUCCCGGCGGUGACUAUGGGUUUGCAUGGUGUCCUCACGGCACAUACGCCCGCGAUCUCGAGCAUUUUGUCAAGCUGCUGGACUUUACGCCCAUGGAGUCCAUCAUCGCCGCAACAGCCGGCGUGGCCAAGCCGUUCAUGCAGGAGAAUGAACUGGGCAAGAUCCUACCUGGGUACUAUGCCGACUGCAUCCUCGUCGACGGCGAUCCGCUCCAGGACAUCGCCGUGCUCCAGGACCAUAGCAAGUUGGACGUUAUCAUGAUCAAUGGAAGGAUCCACAAGUCGUACCUGUCCGAUUUGGUGACCGAACAGCCUCCCUCUCCUGCCCAGCCACUGCAGGUGAAGAAUCCGUACAACUUUGUCACUUUCAAAGACGAGCUAGGCAGGGCCCGUGUCGGCCAUCUAGACCUAGAGCCGUCGGUCGUGCAUGCUUUCCCGAUGCCUUCGGGAUCCCCUCUGAGCAGCCUACAACAAGUAAUCGAGCUAGGUCACGACGCCGUCGUGCAGACAGGAGAUUCAUUUCCGCUGUCCUCAGUCAAGUUGCUGGCUCCGAUCGCUGACAGGGACAUCGUGUGUGUCGGAAACAACUACGCAGACCAUGUCAAAGAGUACAGCGAGAGCGGGUGCGACGCGCAGAUGAUCCAACAGAAAGUACAAGCGUCAUCGCUGCGGACGAGGAGAUCUAACCGGGGUUUCACCGACUGUCUCGACUACGAAGGUGAAGUCGGCGUCAUCAUCGGCAAGCCGGGAUUCGGCAUCAGGGAGAAGGUCGCGAUGGAGCAUGUCUGGGGCUAUACCAUCAUCAAUGAUGUGACGGCGCGAGAAAAUCAGAGUGAUCACGGCCAAUUCCUGAUGGGCAAGUCGCCAGACACCUUUUGUCCAAUGGGACCCAUAGCUGUUCCCAAGGACGCUUUGCCAAAGACGCUGCACGUCCAGACAUUUGUGAAUGGUGAAAAACGCCAGGACGGGACGACCGCGGACUUGAUCACGUCGAUUCCCAAGCUGGUCGAGAUCAUCUCAGCCAGCUUGACCCUCCAAGCAGGCGAUGUGAUCGCGACAGGAACACCCGCCGGCGUGGGCGUCGGCUUCCACCCACCGAAGUUUCUCAAGCCAGGGGAUUUAGUCGAGGUAUCCGUGACUGGACUGGGAAAGCUCAGGAAUCGGGUCUCAGACACAAGGCCGAAUGCCCUAGCAACGCGGCCCAGGUCCAGUCUUCCAAUAUACAAUCUGGAGCGCACGUGGGGUGCAGCUGGCUUGACGCGCGUGGGGGACAAGAUGAUGAACGUGCGAGAGAUCGGAUCACCGCCUAGUAACACGAUCGUCUUCAUCCAUGGCCUGGGUGCUUCAUUGGAAUACUACAUGCCGCUGAUCCACGAAGCUGGUCUGGAAGCGACCCAUCACAUCAUUCUGUACGAUCCGGAGGCACACGGACUGACACCCACAGCGGCGUCCUCGAUCGUCAGCGUGGAGUCGUACGUCGCCGACCUGGAGAAUCUCUUCACCGCCAAAGAAAUCGCCAAAGCCACCGUCGUGGGCUGGUCACUGGGCGGACUGAUCGCGAUGCUCUUUUCCGAACGGAACGCUGCUGCCGUUGAGAAGCUGGCUCUCCUCGGCCCCGGCCCCAAACCCUUUCCCUGA